GGUCCGGCCGCCGGCCUUGACGCGGCUGAGGCGCCGCUCCGUGCGCAGCAUGAGGGGCCGGCGGCCGCAGCCGGGAGAGCUGUGUUUGCUAGAGCGGCCCGCGGCGUGAGAAGCCUCGGCUGGACUUCCCUCAGGAGCGGGCGGCGGAGCAGGUCCCGGUGACCCGGGCCGGCAGGGUUCCGAGCUCGGCAACAUGGCUUCCCCGCCCCACCAGCAGCUGCUGCAGCACCACAGCACCGAGGUGAGCUGUGACUCCAGCGGAGACAGCAACAGCGUGCGGGUCAGGAUCAACCCCAAGCAGCCGUCCUCCAACAGCCACCCAAAGCACUGCAAGUACAGCAUCUCCUCCAGCUGCAGCAGCUCCGGGGACUCCGGAGGGGUCCCCCGGAGAAUGGGCGCGGGAGGCCGCCUGCGCAGGAGGAAGAAGCUGCCCCAGCUGUUCGAACGGGCCUCCAGCCGGUGGUGGGACCCCAAGUUCGACUCCGUGAAUUUGGAGGAGGCUUGCAUGGAGCGUUGCUUCCCGCAGACCCAGCGCCGCUUCCGGUAUGCGCUCUUCUACAUCGGCUUCGCCUGCCUGCUCUGGAGCAUCUAUUUUGGGGUCCACAUGAAAUCGAAACUGAUUGUCAUGGUAGCCCCUGCUUUAUGCUUCCUCGUGGUGUGUGUGGGCUUUUUUCUGUUUACCUUCACCAAGUUGUACGCCCGCCAUUACGUGUGGACUUCUCUGGUUCUCACCCUCCUGGUAUUCGCCCUGACCCUGGCUGCCCAGUUUCAGGUUUUGACGCCACUCUCAGGACGAGUUGACAACUUCAAUCAUACUCGGGCUGCCAGGCCCACAGACACUUGCUUAUCUCAAGUGGGGAGCUUUUCCAUGUGCAUCGAAGUGCUCUUUUUGCUCUACACCGUCAUGCACUUACCUUUGUACUUGAGCUUGAUUUUGGGAGUGGCCUAUUCUGUUCUUUUUGAGACCUUUGGCUACCACUUCCAAGGUGAAGCCUGCUUUCCCUCACCUGGACCGGAGGCCCUGCACUGGGAGCUGCUGAGCCGGGCCCUGCUCCACCUCUGCAUCCACGCCAUCGGGAUCCACCUGUUCAUCAUGUCCCAGGUGAGAUCCAGGAGCACCUUUCUCAAGGUGGGCCAGUCUAUUAUGCACGGAAAGGAUCUGGAAGUGGAAAAAGCCCUGAAAGAGAGGAUGAUUCAUUCUGUGAUGCCAAGAAUCAUAGCUGAUGACUUGAUGAAACAGGGGGAUGAGGAGAGCGAGAAUUCUGUCAAAAGGCACGCCACCUCCAGCCCCAAGAACAGGAAGAAGAAGUCUUCCAUCCAGAAAGCCCCUAUCGCCUUUCGCCCGUUUAAGAUGCAGCAGAUCGAAGAAGUCAGUAUUUUAUUUGCAGAUAUAGUGGGCUUCACCAAGAUGAGUGCCAAUAAGUCUGCCCACGCCUUGGUGGGUCUCCUCAACGAUCUGUUCGGCCGCUUUGACCGGUUGUGUGAGGAGACCAAAUGUGAGAAAAUCAGCACCCUGGGAGACUGCUACUAUUGUGUGGCUGGGUGUCCUGAGCCAAGGGCCGACCAUGCCUACUGCUGCAUCGAGAUGGGGUUGGGCAUGAUAAGAGCCAUUGAGCAGUUCUGCCAAGAGAAGAAAGAGAUGGUGAACAUGCGCGUUGGGGUUCACACGGGGACCGUCCUCUGUGGCAUCUUGGGCAUGAGGAGGUUUAAAUUUGAUGUGUGGUCCAAUGAUGUGAACUUGGCCAAUCUCAUGGAACAGCUGGGAGUGGCUGGCAAGGUCCACAUUUCCGAGGCCACCGCAAAAUACCUAGAUGACCGGUACGAAAUGGAGGAUGGGAAAGUUACCGAACGCGUUGGCCAGAGUGUUGUUGCUGACCAGUUGAAAGGUUUGAAGACAUACCUGAUAGCGGGUCAGAGAGCGAAGGAGUCUCACUGCAGCUGUUCAGAGGCCUUACUUUCUGGCUUUGAGGUCCUUGACGGCUCACGGGUGUCCUCAGGCCCUAGGGGACAGGGGACAGCGUCGCCAGGGAGUGUCAGUGACUUGGCGCAGACUGUCAAAACCUUUGAUAACCUUAAGACCUGCCCGUCAUGUGGAAUCACGUUCACUCCCAAGCCAGAAGCUGGUGCAGAAGGCGGGACGGUCCAGAACGGCUGUCAGGAGGAGCCCAAGAACAGCGCCAAGGCCUCCGGAGGACCCAGCUCCAAAACGCAAAAUGGACUUCUGAGCCCUCCCCCAGAGGAGAAGCUCACCAACAGUCAGACCUCUCUGUGCGAGAUCUUACAGGAGAAGGGCAGGUGGGCAGGCGUGAGCCUGGAUCAGUCGGCUCUCCUUCCGCUGAGGUUCAAGAACAUCCGGGAGAAAACAGACGCCCACUUUGUCGAUGUUAUCAAGGAAGACAGCCUGAUGAAAGACUACUUUUUUAAGCCGCCCAUUAACCAGUUCAGCUUGAACUUCCUGGAUCCGGAGCUCGAGCGGGCCUACAGGACCAGCUAUCAAGAAGAGGUUAUAAAGAAUUCUCCCGUGAAGACUUUUGCCAGUGCCACCUUCAGCUCCCUCCUGGAUGUGCUUCUGUCGGCAACAGUGUUUCUGAUUCUCUCCAUCACCUGCUUCCUGAAGUACGGGGCCGCCUCCACGCCGCCCCCGCCGGCCGCUGUGGCAGUCUUCGGAGCGGCCCUGCUGCUGGAGAUCCUGUCCCUCGUGGUCUCUGUCAGGAUGGUGUUCUUCCUGGAGGAUGUGAUGACGUGCACCAAACGCCUGCUGGAGUGGAUAGCCGGCUGGCUCCCACGCCAUUUCAUCGGGGCCAUCCUGGUGUCCCUCCCUGCCCUGUCGGUGUAUUCACACGUCACCUCUGAAUUUGAGACAAACAUACACUCCACCGUGUUCACGGGCUCGGCCGUGCUGACCGCCGUGGUGCAAUACUGCAACUUCUGCCAGCUCAGCUCCUGGAUGCGGUCCUCCCUGGCCACUGUCGUCGGGGCCGGGCCCCUGCUGCUGCUGCUCUACGUCUCCCUGUGCCCAGACAGUUCCACUGUAAUUUCACACCUUGAUGCAGUGCAGAAUUUCAGCUCCACGAGGAAGCUGUGCAACGCCUCGCUGCCUCACGACAACAGGAGCCCAGCCACCCUGAUCGGCCAGGAGGUGAUUCUCGUCUUCUUCCUCCUGCUCCUGUUGGUCUGGUUCCUGAACCGGGAGUUCGAAGUCAGCUACCGCCUGCACUACCACGGGGACGUGGAAGCGGACCUGCACCGCACCAAGAUCCAGAGCAUGAGGGACCAGGCCGACUGGCUGCUGAGGAACAUCAUCCCCUACCACGUGGCCGAGCAGCUGAAGGUGUCCCAGACCUACUCCAAGAACCACGACAGCGGCGGCGUCAUCUUCGCCAGCAUUGUCAACUUCAGUGAGUUCUACGAGGAGAACUACGAGGGCGGCAAGGAGUGCUACAGGGUCCUCAACGAGCUGAUCGGGGACUUCGACGAGCUCCUGAGCAAGCCGGACUACAGCAGCAUCGAGAAGAUCAAGACCAUCGGGGCGACAUACAUGGCCGCGUCUGGGCUGAACACCACGCAGUGCCGCGACGGCAGCCACCCGCAGGAGCACCUGCAGAUCCUCUUCGAGUUCGCCAAGGAGAUGAUGCGUGUGGUGGAUGACUUCAACAACAACAUGCUGUGGUUCAACUUCAAGCUCAGGGUGGGCUUCAACCAUGGGCCCCUGACAGCGGGCGUCAUCGGCACCACCAAGCUGCUGUACGACAUCUGGGGAGACACGGUCAACAUCGCCAGCAGGAUGGACACCACGGGGGUGGAGUGCCGCAUCCAGGUCAGCGAGGAGAGCUACCGCGUCCUGAGCAAGAUGGGCUACGAGUUCGACUACCGAGGGACGGUGAACGUCAAGGGCAAAGGCCAGAUGAAGACCUACCUGUACCCCAAGUGCACAGACAGUGGGUUGGUGCCGCAGCACCAGCUGUCCAUCUCACCCGACAUCCGGGUCCAGGUGGAUGGCAGCAUCGGACGCUCCCCCACAGAUGAGAUAGCCAGCCUGGUGCCUUCCGUUCAGAACCCAGACCAGGUGUCCCUGGGUUCCGAGAACAACGCCCAGACCAGGGACGCUCACUCGUCUGCUAAGAGACCCUGGAAGGAGCCCGUCAGAGCCGAAGAAAGGUGUCGGUUCGGCAAAGCCAUAGAGAAAAGCGACUGUGAAGAAGCGGGGAUGGAGGAAGCCAACGAACUCACAAAGCUCAACGUCUCAGAGAGGGCGUGACGCGGCCCAGCCCACCCGCGGUGCUCUGUCCGUCCAGGCGCCACCGUCCCCGUCCCCGGACGGCGUGUCGUGUGGUCACUGCAGCCCUAACCCCUGUGUGGAUCACAGUCACUCAGGGUUCACUUUCAUCCGCCUCCUUCCCCUUCCCCCACUCGGUGUGACCGUCAGAAGCGUGGAGAGCAAGUGCCUUCAGGGGCCGGUGCGACCUGGAGUCCAGGGAGGCACAGCCAGGGCGUGGCGCUGGAUGGUGGCGGACGUUAAAGCAGAAGCUGUGGUUAAAAUCAGAUUUUUAUUGCUUUUUCUCACGAGACACUUUUUUUUUUUUUUGCUAAUAUAAUGUUUUUGAGGGUUUUUUUUUCCCUGUAUACAUACUAGUGUUUUUUUCCAGUGACCUGACCUUUCUAUGUAAACACAUACACGCACACACACUUGUAUUCAUGAAUAUGAGAUCAAGUGCCAGUAACUCACUGGGCUGGGUGCUGGGGGUGCAGGCUGAGGACCACAAGGAGCCGGCAACCCCCUACCCACACCUUCCAGGGUGAUCGGGCCCUUGGGGGCUGUGGCUGCACCCACUGGCCCCCCACACCCAGCGGCUUUAGGGCUUCCUCCUCAUGCAGGCCAAGAUUCCAAACGCCAACCGGUCUCACAGCUUGUGAACCCCGGCCUCAGGUAUCUAAAAGCCCUUUUCCAUUCUGCCCUCACCCUGAGGGGUCUUCCAGCUGGAGUGGAGUGGCUCGUCUUUGAAGGUGACUCGUCCCAGAGGGAAACAGAAAAUAAACAUCCGAGGGUUGCAUUUAUUUAUUUAUUUAUUUAUCAGGAACCGUGUGUGUCUCGGGGAGGGUUGCUGGGCUGUUCUCUCUAGCGAAGGGAACUAGGCUUGGAGUGGGGGGUAGGUCACAGCGGAAGGAUGAAGAUGGGGCCAUUAGAGCCCCAGCCACCCUGGGCCAUCUCCCCUGAGGAGGAGGACCCCAGUGGGCAUGGCCCGUGCUCUGGGUCGGGGCACCCUCGGCCACCACUUCGAACACAAAACCUCUGCUCCUACCCCUCGCCCAUGGGGUCUGCCCAUGGCAGGAACUGGGUCAGAACGACUCGGUGUGAAGCAGGUCUGGGCCGAGCACCAGGGCUGGCAGGCAAUGCUUGGCCUCCACUUUCGGGAAGUUUCUCCAUCCUUUCUGUUCUCAGCCUGCGCAGCGCUUGUCUGUGGCGGGAUCAGGCCUGGUGAGUGGACCCCAGUCCUCUUUAGGUGGAGCUCUUACACUGUCAGUAGGGGCAGAAUCGUCUGGAUGUAAAUGAGGCGUCGGAACCCAGGGGAGUACAGAAAACCCAAGGGACUCGCUUCUGUGCCCUUUGUUACUAAUCCCGUAAUCCCCCUUGUAAUUGUUUUGCCACACUGAGUCUGCAGUUUAUGUGGACUUGAGCUCAGGCCAGAGCUGUCCUGUCACAGUCACAUGACGCCUCCCUCUUAAGGUGGCUGCAGCCUGUGCAGUAGGGGAGGGCUAGGUCCUUGUCUGUGUGAGGCCUUCACUGACGUGCCCUGUGCAUUUUCUCGUCCCCAGCAAAUCUCUGUGUAGCUUUUGCAUCUACACCAAGUCCCUGUAUCACUCCUCUUUGCCAAACUCACACAGAAUCUGCCCUCCCUGGCCCCAUCAAGUAUUGACUUGGAUCAGCCAGCUCCCCAGUGACGUGCCUGGGAUGGCCCCCAGCAGCGUAGUCAUAAGCCAGGAUCUCCACGUCCAGGGGGAUUUGCCUUCAGGUUUUACUGUCAGACUGUUGGUCUUCCAAUGCCAGAGAAAGGAUGACUGUGACAAUACCUCUUGCUUCUAAAGAAUGUAUUCUUAUAAAAUAUUGCAGAAUUUUUAUUUUUUCUUAAAAACACUACCUGAUGCUCUGCCUGUCCGUCGGGGUUGUGGGCACAUCAGGGGUUCCUUCCAUCAGUAUUAAGUUGUGUGUCAUGUAUGGCCCUCACCCUCUGCCCCCCAACCCCUGGGCUCCAGGCUCUGCAGCAACCGCAUUGGCCAGGAGCUGCUGGGCCAUUGCUGAAUUUUCUGCUGUUCUGCUCCACAAAGCUCAUCUCUGCACACACUUCCUCCCUUGCAAACUUUUUUUUCCUUCCCCUCCUGCAAAGGUUGUUUGUGAUUCCUAGGAAGCCAAGGGGCUGCAGAUACAGGAAUAGCUUGGUGACCCCCGCUGGUCCGGUUCAGCAUUGUGCAAAUGGGAUCCUUCAAAGAACGGUUUAAAUUGUCUUUAAAAAACACCCCAGCCUUCCUAAGCAACCAGUGCAGGUGUUCCCUCUGGGUGUUCCACUCGUGACUCGGGUCCCUCCCAGCCACUGCUCAGAAGCGUACCUCAGCGCAGAACCACGGAGUGUCCGCAGGGGCCGCACUGGGCCUCUGACACAGCCGGUUGCUGAGCAGCAGGCUCAGGCACUCCCGAUUCGAUUUGGUGGAGGUGUCCUUCAGAGCGGCAUACCGCCUGUGAACUUAGGGCAGGAAGCAAUACUUCAGAAUUGAAUGUGUGUAAAUAUAGUUGCUUUGAGUUGCAGUUGCUGUUUUCUUCUUGGCCUCAGGUCUGAUCAAAUUCUCCAUGUACAAAUCCAUAUAAACAAGCACACAGAAUUGUAUCCAAUGCAGACAAACGUAGAGCAUCAGUUAUGAAACCCUCACAGAGCCUGGAGGCUCCCCACGGCUCCGUGACCCUGACCGUGCUGUGGAGACCCCUGCACACUUGCACUUGACACUGAGAGCCAAAGGGCCGCGUGCUUCCCGUUACACGGGCUGUCGUGAUUUGUAGUUUCCAAAGGUCUGUCCACGUUUGCAUUUCUAGGUUUUCGAGGUAAGCACUUUUUGGUGGUCGUUUCGGAAAAUCACGUCAUGCCUAGAAUCUGAAAUCAAAUUCUUGAGAACCAACUGUUUGAGUUCUCCAUCUUUCCUUUGCUCUACCCUUUUUAAAUUGUUAACCCUGAUAAUUUCAAAAUGCACCCCACCCCCCACCGCCCCAAAGAAAUGAACAUUAAAAUAUUCUAAAAUCUCAACAUUUGCUGCCUGGUAUUUCCUCACUGACAAGACUGGUACCACUUCCGAGAUUAAAGCAGUCCUCCUUGCCAGCCAUCUGUGGCUGAAGUAGGGUUUGUGGGUCUUUUACAUUGUGACUUUGAAAACAAGGCAACUAAAAACCCUAUUGUGUGUGUGUGUGUUUUAAAUGACUGUAUUUGCUAUAGUAAACUUUUUUUGAGAAGUAUUUAUUUCUAUAUGGGACUUUUAACAAGCAGGUUACAGCACAAAUUCUGCUUGCGACCAUAUCCUGAUUUUAUUCGGCCUCCUAAAGAGUUUCUCCCACAAUAUCUCAAGCAAUUGACUGAGAAAAUAAAGUCAGUUUUUUAAAAGGACGUGCCCACAUAGCCUCUCCCUUGCAGAGUUCUGGAAGGCCCGUGUCAUGGGGAAGGUCACAAACCCAGUUCAGAAUCUGUUUAAAUUCAGAGUGUCUUUGCUGGAAAAUACACAUGCCAUUUCACACGUCACAGGGGCUCACAGCACCUCCAUACCUGGAGCCAAAUGCUGGCUCUGCUAGGGGUUAGCUUCCCCGUGGUUUUUCCUGGCGGUAUUUAGGUGCAACUGCAAAGCAGGGACCCUCUUAUCAACUCAGGGAAGGGGGCUGCAGACGUGGCCCUGGCCUUACUCAUCAGUUUGGAGGAACCCAGAGUCUAGGUCAUCCUGGAUGGAACCCGUGAGGACAGUGCUCAUUGAUGAGGGUGCUCUUUCCUCUGAGUCUGUAGUGCAGGCAUCUUCAGGAACUUUCCAGGAGGUGAGGGAACAGCAGUCUUUGUUGCGUUUCUCUCUUAGAAAGGACAUCCCAGGGACUUUCCAAGGUUUCUCUAACAGUCUUGAAAGGCAACCUCCAAUUCUCACAGCAAGCCCCAGGUCUUACCAUUUGUGGUUUCGCUUUCACUUUCCUUUUCAUCUAUUCUAUCCCUU
Messenger RNA from Capra hircus (goat), 8229 nucleotides. RefSeq names its product adenylate cyclase 9 (gene ADCY9). The record is from RefSeq and is a predicted model, not a curated record. Bases 194 to 4258 code for a protein of 1354 amino acids. Gene Ontology annotation, molecular function: adenylate cyclase activity. Gene Ontology annotation, biological process: cyclic nucleotide biosynthetic process; adenylate cyclase-activating G protein-coupled receptor signaling pathway; intracellular signal transduction. The transcript is spliced from 11 exons. NCBI's taxonomy places the organism in Eukaryota, Metazoa, Chordata, Mammalia, Artiodactyla, Bovidae.